AUGGCCCAUUCGGGGUCUUCAUCCGCCGGCAGCUUCUCCGUGAAGCUGCUGGCCUCGUACGCCUUUGACUGGAUCGUGCUGGUCGUCAUUACCGUCGUCGCCGGCUUCCUGGGACGCAUUGAGCCGAACAAGCGGCCGUUUGCCCUCGACGACCCCAACAUCUCGUUCCCCUUUACCGAGAAAGAAACCGUGCCGACCUGGCUCCUCGUCAUCCUCUGCGCCCUGGUCCCCGUUAUCGUCAUCUUCCUCGUGUCCAUGAUCCUCAUCCCCGGCAGCACCGUGCCCAAAAACACAGGCUACGCCCUCAUCUGGAAACGCAAGGUGUGGGAGCUGCAUGUCGGCUGGCUGGGGCUCCUCAUGGCCGUUGGCUCCGCCUUCUUCUUCAUCAGCGGUAUCAAGAACAUGUGCGGCAAGCCGCGGCCCGACCUGCUCUCGCGAUGCGAGCCCGACAUCGCCAACGCCGCCAAGUACAUUGUCGGCGGCUUCGGCCAGGAGGCGGCCAGCAGCAGGCUCUACUCGGGCGACAUCUGCAAGCAGGCCGACAGCAAGAAGCUCGACGACGGCUUCCGCAGCUACCCCAGCGGCCACGCGGCCGCGUCCGCCGCCGGCCUCAUCUACCUUUCGCUGUUCCUGGCGAGCAAGUUCUCCGUCACCCUGCCGUUUGUCGUGCCCUCUGCCGCGCCGCUCGACGACUCCAUGCACAGCGCCUUCCCGUCGCGCACCGUGCCCUUGGCCAGCAGCGACUCGUUUGAGCAGUCUCGCCUGCGCGGCGAUGCCGCCGGCAAGCUGAGGACCCUGAACCGCAACGCCCAGUACAACACGCGCCUGCAGUCGAUGCGGCGCCAGGCCGCCGCGCCCCCCAUCUACCUCCUCGCCAUCACCCUCGUCCCCUUUUGCUUGGCCAUCUUCAUCGCCGCCUCGCGCUGGUUCGACUUUCGCCACCACGGCUUCGACAUCCUCUUCGGCUUCCUCAUCGGCACCAUCACGGCUAUAUACAGCUUCCGCUACUACCACCUGCCCAUCAUGGCCGGCGCAGGCUGGGCCUGGGGCCCUCGCAGCGACGAUCGCGCCUUCUGGGCUGGCGUCGGCCGCCUGGGCUUCGCGGGCGACAAUCUUGACGACUACCCGCAGCGCUUGGAGCCCGCCGACCUCGGCGAGUCGGGCGACGUCGAUGUACACGGCGCGCGGGGGCCCUCUGCUGCCACUGGUGCUGUGCACCGUGGCGAGCGGCCCGUUGGCCCGGCAGACUAUCAGUUUCAAGAUGUUGAGCUCAAUAGGAUGAAUCAAGGGGGCCAGCCGCCUUAUGGACAGGCUGCGUAG
Messenger RNA from Metarhizium brunneum ARSEF 3297, 1320 nucleotides. RefSeq lists its product as uncharacterized. Lineage: Eukaryota; Fungi; Ascomycota; Sordariomycetes; Hypocreales; Clavicipitaceae. Gene Ontology annotation, molecular function: phosphatidate phosphatase activity. Gene Ontology annotation, biological process: phospholipid metabolic process. The record is from RefSeq and is a predicted model, not a curated record.